Messenger RNA from Cololabis saira (Pacific saury), 2641 nucleotides. RefSeq names its product ERBB receptor feedback inhibitor 1. Bases 297 to 1430 code for a protein of 377 amino acids. Gene Ontology annotation, biological process: negative regulation of epidermal growth factor receptor signaling pathway; regulation of keratinocyte differentiation. The record is from RefSeq and is a predicted model, not a curated record. Gene Ontology annotation, cellular component: extrinsic component of cytoplasmic side of plasma membrane. The transcript is spliced from 4 exons. Lineage: Eukaryota; Metazoa; Chordata; Actinopteri; Beloniformes; Belonidae.
CGCGUCACUCUGACAAAAUCAGUUUCACCUCCCAGUGUUGUUGACAGAGGAAGGAUGUUGCACAUGGCUGAGAUCUGAUGGGACUCGGGAUCAAACUACGGUUAGGUUUUCUCUCAGUGGACAGACAGCGAGACAGCGAGGCGACUUCACGUGAUUGAGAGACCGUCUGAGUUUUCUUGUUUUUCUCCGCUUCAGAAGAUGCUGCAAUAGGCAUGAUGGAGCUGACUCGUAUCAGAGUUUUAGAUCAGUGGCCGACGGACCUUUGUGACCUGUAAGAACACAGUUUCUGCCACAACAUGGAUGGAAGUCAGAAUAACUACUGGGGACAGCCCAACCUGAACAGAGUGUGCUUUGGCCUGGACAUGGAUCAUAGCAUGAGGGAGCUUCAACGACAGCAAACCGCUAAGGAAUACAACUCCAACGUCUCCCAUUCCCAGCCUCCCUUCUACUCUGAUUCCUACCGCCUAACGCCAGACAACGCACUGCUUCCCAGCGAGGGAGACCAGGUGGUCCCUUUCUCCCAGAGAUGUGCAGCGUUCAAGUGCAGUCGGAAAGGGGCUAAACCCCUCCCGCCUCUGCCGGUCCCUGAGGAGCUCAUGUCAGAUGAAGCAGCUGACAGUGAGGUUGAGUUCUUCACCAGCGACCGGAGGUGUCUUUUGCCCAAAAGCUGCCCAAAGCCAAUAACCAGAGGCGGCAAUAAAGACCCUGGAAAAGUCAAUUAUGCCUACCAGGAAAGUUCAGUGGAGGACGGGGCCGCUGGGAUUGGCUGUACUGCGUUUUCUUGGCCGAGCAGAGAUGACCGACAGGCGGAUAGAGGAGGCAGGUUUGGAGCCAACAACUGGUUCUUCUCUCUCCAGAGGGACAACAACCAGUGUGCUGCGUCUGCUGCCGUGGAUUCAUUUGGGAGCAAACUGAUGGAGCAAGAGCCUUCGUCCCGAGAACGAUUUCCCUGUUUAGGUGUCCCUUCCCAAACGCACGACAGCUCCACAGCCUGCUCCAGUGAAAAGCCACAGAUCCCCCCUCGUAUCCCCAUCCCUCCCAAACCCCCUGGUCUUUCAAAGAGUGCAAACGAGGAAGACAAGCCACCCAAAAUCCCUCCCAGGGUCCCCUUAGUCCCCCCGUGCCCACCACGUGCCCCAAGCCCCAAAAGUCUUCCCAUUUAUAUCAACGGAGUCAUGCCUGUCACACAGAGUUUUGCUGCUAACCCAAAUUAUGUGAGUAAGGCAUUGCAGAGACAGCAACAUGAAAGGAGAGCAGCUUCAUCAGAACUUUCUCCCUGCAUUGUUCCCAUCUUGAAGGACGGCAAGCAGGCCAGCGCCACGCACUACAUCCUGCUGCCGCCGGGCAGCCAGGCGCACGCACAGAGACGAGGAAGAAUCCUGAGUGAACCCAACAGGACAGGAAGCAGCAGCGUCAGGCAGAGACGAUAGUCUGAAACUUGUUGACAUCAUCUGAAACACGAUUGUACAGAAGGAUAAAACAGACACAGCCGACGUCACAACGGGGUUUUAUUUCUUCAAGUGACUGAUGUAUUUUGUGUUAAGCCACUGUACGGUUGUCGACUGAACAUUUCACUGGUCAGUAUUUGGGAUGCACUCUCAUUUAAACCCACAACGCAGCACACAGUAUUAUUUUCACUAAUGGUGGAGAAAUAUUUACCUCCUGUAAUCAUUUAUACUUGAGUCGACUGACAUGUUUUAGUUUUCUUGCAAGUAAAACGUUUCACCACUUAAAUGUCUUUAAGCCUGAGGGCCUUGUGGUCGUGUCUCUAAAACCAGCCUGAGCUAAUUCUGUAUUUUUUUUCUUUUUGUACAAGAGAGAAAAUAAUUGAAGGCACAAGCUGGGUUUGUGCCAAACUGUUCAAUAUGAAUGCUGCUUGAAAAGUUUAAUAUAUUGAUAGAUUCAACAUUUAACCAAUCGUUUUCAUGGUUAGAUUUAUGUUAAACAGUGAAAAUUAUUGUCAAUAUUAGAAACACAAAAUGUGAUUUUAAUAUCUGAUACUUUUUGUGUUGUAUUUUAAAAUUCCGAUUUUGUCGAUGCUUUUUGUUUUUUUCUUUUAAACUAAGAAUGGACCUUUAAUGGCAGUUAUGUCCAACAGAUGUGUACCUACAAAGUACUCAUAUCGUCAUGACGAGGACUGAUUUAUGCAUUUUAUUAUGUUCAAAGAUUCAUCAAAAUCAGCCAUCAUUAAAAUUCAAAACUUGAUUUUAACCUACAUUCACCACACAUACUUUUACGGUCUUGCGAUAGACUUCUGAGAAACAAUUCACUGAUUUUGAAUGGCAGCAAUGAAUCUGUUAAGUUUUAGGUAGCUUUGAUCACUAUGGGAUAAAUAAAAAAAACAAGUACAAUUUGUAUGCAAACUUAGCGCUAAUGCAGUCAAAACAAUACUGAUACAAAAGUAAAAAUGUAUUUUUUCUUUGUUUUUUGUGGAUGGGAUGGAAAGCAUGUUACGUUUACACUGUUGAGGUCCAGGCCCUUGUUUACAACCUGUUACAGCGACCCGUUGGGAGCCCUCAUGAUGGUUCUGCAUCAGAUUCAGCCUGAGUAAAAGCUGCAAGACUCUUAUUUUGUGAAAAGUUAAUAACUAUAAAUUGCUUUUAAUAUAUUUGUAGAAAUAAAUAACUUAUUCCUUCUCUAA